CGGGACCUCUGACCGCCGGCUCGGGCGCGUGCAGGCUGCUCGGCUCCCCGCGCUUCAGCUCGGCUCCGGCUCCCGGCGGGGCCGCGGCGCGUGGCGGUCUCGCGCCAUGUCGUGGCUCUUCGGCAUCAAGGGCCCCAAGGGCGAAGGCGCGGGGCCGCCGCUGUCUCUGCCGCCCGCUCAGCCUGGGGCGGAGGGCGGCGGGGACCGCGGCGCGGGGGAUCGGCAGGCGCCCAAGGACAAAUGGAGUAACUUUGACCCCACGGGCCUGGAGCGCGCGGCCAAGGCGGCGCGAGAGCUGGAGCAUUCGCGACACGCCAAGGAGGCCCUGAGUCUGGCACAGAUGCAGGAGCAGACUCUGCAGCUGGAGCAGCAGUCCAAGCUCAAGGAGUACGAGGCCGCCGUGGAGCAGCUGAAGAGCGAGCAGAUCCGUGUGCAGGCGGAAGAGAGGAGGAAGACUCUGAGCGAGGAGACGCGACAGCACCAGGCCAGGGCCCAGUACCAAGACAAGCUGGCCCGGCAGCGCUACGAGGACCAGCUGAAGCAGCAGCAACUUCUCAAUGAGGAGAAUUUACGGAAGCAGGAAGAGUCGGUGCAGAAGCAGGAGGCCAUGCGGCGAGCCACUGUGGAACGGGAGAUGGAACUGCGGCACAAGAACGAAAUGCUGCGUGUGGAGGCAGAGGCCCGGGCGCGGGCCAAGGCCGAGCGGGAGAACGCGGACGUUAUUCGUGAGCAGAUCCGCCUGAAGGCUGCUGAGCACCGCCAGACCGUCCUGGAGUCCAUCAGGACAGCAGGCGCCCUGUUUGGUGAAGGAUUCCGUGCCUUUGUGACAGACUGGGACAAAGUGACAGCCACGGUGGCUGGGCUGACACUGCUGGCCGUCGGAGUCUAUUCUGCCAAGAACGCCACAUCCGUUGCCGGACGGUACAUUGAGGCCCGGCUGGGGAAGCCGUCCCUGGUGAGGGAGACGUCUCGUAUCACGGUGCUCGAGGCCCUGAGGCACCCUGUGCAGGUAAGCAGGCGGCUCCUCAGUAAGCCUCAGGAUGCACUGGAGGGCGUCGUCCUCAGUCCCAGCCUGGAGGCCCGUGUGCGGGACAUCGCCAUAGCAACGAGGAACACCAAGAAGAACCACAGCCUGUACAGGAACAUUCUGGUGUACGGGCCCCCCGGGACUGGCAAGACCCUGUUUGCCAAGAAACUCGCGCUGCACUCGGGCAUGGACUAUGCCAUCAUGACAGGCGGGGAUGUGGCCCCCAUGGGGCGGGACGGCGUGACUGCCAUGCACAAGGUCUUCGACUGGGCCAAUACCAGCCGGCGAGGCCUCUUGCUCUUCGUGGAUGAAGCGGAUGCUUUUCUCAGGAAGCGAGCAACUGAGAGGAUCAGCGAGGACCUCAGGGCCACCCUGAACGCCUUCCUGCACCGGACGGGACAGCACAGCAGCAAGUUCAUGCUGGUCCUGGCCAGCAACCAACCUGAGCAGUUUGACUGGGCCGUGAACGACCGCAUUGACGAGAUGGUCCACUUCGGCCUGCCGCAGCGAGACGAGCGGGAGCGCCUGGUGAGGCUGUAUUUCCACAAGCACAUUCUGAAGCCGGCCACAGAGGGAAGGCAGCGCCUGAAGCUCGCUCAGUUUGACUACGGGAAGAAGUGUUCGGAGAUCGCGCAGCUGACGGAGGGCAUGUCGGGCCGGGAGAUCUCGCAGCUUGCUGUGGCUUGGCAGAAACGGAGCUCUAAUGCGUAAGGACACUAGUUCUACGGGAUCGGCCCCCACUCUCCCGACCUCCUCUGCUGGUAACGUCUUCUUUGUCGGCCCCAACAGCUGCGCUGGGGAAGUCAGGGCUUCACGCUAUGAAUGUGGGGACACGUUCAGUCCCUGACAGCAAACCAUGCCCUGGUUCUUGAUGUUUCCACCUAGAACCAGCACACCUCCUUUCUGUCCACAUCAUAUGUCACCUGCCCAGACCAGGUGACAGGUGUGCCACAGGCCCGGUGGAUGGAGAGCUAGUGACUGUCAGACGCGGCCUUCGUGCGGGAGACAGUGACUAGACCUCCGCGGCCCGUGGGGUGUUCUCCCUGGAGGGUCUGUCCCUCCCCCGGGGGUAUCCCUUCACUGACCAGAUGGCCCAGCCUGAGGCCUGUCGGUCAGUGCAGUCGUGCUCGUGGGAGAGGAGUGUGAGGUGCAGAGAGGAGGGACCAGAGCGCGUCGGUGCCCCCGCCCCCCCGGAGGAGUGCGGUCUUCUGUCUGUACCCUCAGGUGCCCGGAGGUGGCUGGGCUUGCACUGGCCUUCCUGCCCCUCCUGGGCUGGACUGCAGGGUGGGGGCCCAGGCAUUUGUUCCCUGCGUGGCGGGAAGCUGCAUGGCGGCUUCACGACGGAGUCCGUGCUGUCUCGUGCUGUCUCUUAGCUCUCCGUGGUGGCAGUUCGCUGUGUCAUUACUAUUACUCUUCAAGCAAAGUUUACCAUUUUUGACCAUUUUUAGGCCCACAGCUUAGUGGCAUUAAGUACAUUCACACUGUUGUGUGGCAGUCACAGCCAUCUGUCCCCAGGACAUGUCCAUCUUCCCAAGCUACAGUGCCGUUCUGUGAAAUGCUAACCCUCCUGCCCCUCCCCAUGUCCUGGCACCCGCCCUUCCACUUCCUGUGAAGGGGACUCCCUAGACGGUGCGUGUGAGCUGAACCGGCAGCGUUCGGCCUUUGGUGACUGACUUCACUCUGCAUCGUGUCCUUAAGGUCCAUCCGUGUGGUACCACGUGCCAGCAUUUCUUUCCUUUUAAAGACAGAAUUGUAAUUCCUUGUGGAUAUAUUUCAUUUUGCGAAUCCAUUUAUCCACUGACAAGGACAUUUGGGUGGCUGUUGUGAAUAAUGCCCCUGUUAACUUCGGGUGUCCCGGUAUCUCUGAAACCCCAUUCUUCAUUCCUUUGAGUACGCACCCAGAAGGGAGAUUACUGGAUCGUGUGAUAAUACUGUCUUCCAGGGCGCCCGGGGGCUCAGUGGGUGAAGCCUCUGCCUUCAGCUCAGGUCAUGAUCUCAGGGUCCUGAG
This is a messenger RNA of Mustela erminea (ermine), 3035 nucleotides long. Its product is annotated as ATPase family AAA domain-containing protein 3. Bases 107 to 1738 code for a protein of 543 amino acids. The transcript is spliced from 16 exons. Lineage: Eukaryota; Metazoa; Chordata; Mammalia; Carnivora; Mustelidae. Gene Ontology annotation, biological process: mitochondrion organization. The record is from RefSeq and is a predicted model, not a curated record. Gene Ontology annotation, molecular function: ATP binding; zinc ion binding; ATP hydrolysis activity. Gene Ontology annotation, cellular component: mitochondrion.